AUGCAGAACAGGAAGGCGGGCGGGCGGCGCAUGAAGGCAGGAGCUCCUGAAAAUGGCUCCACCGUACCGCGCACCGUGGCCGAUCUGGGUCCAGUUGCUCCCCCAAGAUCAAGCAUUGCCCGUUUCGGGCUAGCUGUGGUGCUGUCCAAGGAGGCGGUGGGGAACGAUGCUGGCCAGAAAGAGGCCCCGAGAGUACACAAUGGCACAUUGCCCAGCGCGCCGCCUCCGUCUUUUUUCUGUUUGGAUUCAAGCGGAUUCGGAAACACUACCCCGAGCCUACUGUAGCCUGAUCUUGUUCCUUGCGAUGCCCCCCAGGAUAUGGAUGGCAGACAGCAGCCGCCCGCGCGGUGCGCAUCGAAAUUACGGAGCAAAUGGAAACAGCCCAUUGUGCGCUAACUCUCCGAGAGACGGCGCGGGGAGGAAAAGAUGCUGUGCGCCGAGUAUAGAAAAAGGCCCAGAUCCAAGUCACGCGCUCGGCACAGACGAGGCCAUCCAGGGGGCGUCUCAAAC
Messenger RNA from Gaeumannomyces tritici R3-111a-1, 510 nucleotides. RefSeq lists its product as hypothetical. NCBI's taxonomy places the organism in Eukaryota, Fungi, Ascomycota, Sordariomycetes, Magnaporthales, Magnaporthaceae. The record is from RefSeq and is a predicted model, not a curated record. The transcript has 2 exons. Bases 1 to 285 code for a protein of 94 amino acids.